Messenger RNA from Linnemannia hyalina, 1110 nucleotides. The record is from the annotation of a GenBank genome assembly. NCBI's taxonomy places the organism in Eukaryota, Fungi, Mortierellomycota, Mortierellomycetes, Mortierellales, Mortierellaceae.
AUGGAACUGCGCGUGGGCAACAAGUACAGAAUAGGUCGCAAAAUCGGCUCUGGCUCCUUUGGUGAUAUCUACCUUGGAACCAGCAUUGUCAACAAUGAAGAAGUCGCCAUCAAACUGGAGUCGAUCAAAGCAAAGCACCCCCAGCUGGAAUACGAGGCACGAGUUUACAAAACGUUGGCAGGCGGAAUCGGCAUCCCUUUUAUCCGCUGGUUUGGAACAGAAUGCGACUACAACGCCAUGGUCAUGGAUCUCCUCGGACCCAGUUUGGAGGAUCUCUUCAACUUUUGUAGCAGAAAGUUCUCUCUCAAGACUGUCCUCUUGUUGGCAGACCAAUUGAUCUCGCGCAUCGAAUACAUCCAUUCCAAGAACUUUAUUCACCGCGAUAUCAAGCCCGACAACUUCUUGAUGGGCAUCGGAAAGCGCGGCAACCAGGUGUACGUGAUUGACUUUGGUCUAGCCAAGAAGUACCGUGACCCCAAGAGCCAUCUCCACAUUCCUUACAGGGAGAACAAAAACUUGACAGGAACCGCCCGUUAUGCCAGUAUCAAUACCCAUUUGGGAGUCGAACAAUCUCGCCGAGACGAUUUGGAGUCGUUGUCAUAUGUGAUGAUGUACUUCUGCAGAGGAUCACUUCCAUGGCAGGGAUUGAAGGCAGCAACCAAGAAGCAAAAGUACGACCGCAUCAUGGAGAAGAAGAUGACUACAUCAACCGAUAUUCUCUGCCGCGGUUUCCCCCAGGAGUUUGCGAUUUACCUCAACUACGUCCGCUCUCUCCGCUUCGAUGACAAGCCCGACUACUCGUACCUCCGCAAACUGUUCCGUGAUCUCUUUGUCCGCGAAGGAUUCCAAUACGACUAUGUCUUUGACUGGACAAUCUACAAAUACGAGAAGGAGAGCACCCGCGCCCAGCAGAUGAACCAGGCCCAAAAGGAAGAUUACAUGCAGCAACGGACCCCUCACAACCCCACUGUUCCUCGCCACAACGGAACUUACGUCGUGGGAGACAAGACCAACAUGCCACCUGCGCACUAUGGAGGCGCACCUGCUCAAGACCAAUCACGCUUCAUGCCCUCCGAUAGCCGCGUCAACAACAAUCCGGACCGAGUGUAA